Pseudozyma hubeiensis SY62 is the source of this 3147-nucleotide messenger RNA. RefSeq names its product C6 transcription factor. NCBI's taxonomy places the organism in Eukaryota, Fungi, Basidiomycota, Ustilaginomycetes, Ustilaginales, Ustilaginaceae. The coding region runs from base 1 to 3147 and encodes 1048 amino acids. Gene Ontology annotation, biological process: DNA-templated transcription; positive regulation of transcription by RNA polymerase II. The record is from RefSeq and is a predicted model, not a curated record. The transcript has a single exon. Gene Ontology annotation, molecular function: zinc ion binding; DNA-binding transcription factor activity, RNA polymerase II-specific; sequence-specific DNA binding.
AUGACUCAGACCCCUAAGAAGGAUAAGAAGCACGACCGAGAAGCAAGCAUCCUCACGGAUUCCGACAAGAAGGACAAAGAACGCGAAACCCGUCUACCCGCUUGCGAGGCAUGCAGAUCGCGAAAGGUGAAAUGCGAUGCCUUGCUACCGGCUUGUACUCCAUGUCAAAAGUCUGGCCGAGAAUGUUAUGGUCGUGACAAGGUGCCAAAUGUCUCUCGAGGCCUGGUCUACGAAUUGCAACAGAAGGUCAAGGAUUUAGAGAGUCGAUUGGCCCUUGCUUCUUCCGGCGUCAAGGUCUUAUCAGUCACCAACGGAGAUGCGGGCAGAAAUGCCGCUGGUGAGAGGGGCAGGCGCUCCUCGCAUGCUGGACUUCCAUCAGCAAAACGUGCAAAAAGGGGCCGCAACGGCCACUCCAGCUUCGACCACAGCGCACAAAGCCAGGACAGCGACCAAGCAUCGUCCUCAUCCGACAGCAUGUCCACAUCACCGGAGCCCGCGGAUCCUUCGCCCAACGACUUUGUCCAGCAAACAAGCACUAUCCUUGAAAGCCUCUCCUCGGACCUCACAGCUUCCACGCACCGUCCGACGCAGUCAACUCCAGAGAGACCUUCAACGCAAACUUUGGACAACGACGAAGCAUCCGCUCUAGCUGCGCUCACACGGCAUCACCGAGAUCGUACAAGAUCACCGCAUCGGCUGAAGCGUCGAUCGUCAUCCAACGCGUCCAAGUAUCGGGACGAGGCUAUCGGCCAUUUUUCUGCUUCUUCGUCCACCUUUCACCAUCUCAAACCUCGGUCACGAUCUGGUAGAGUGGGUACGAUAUCGGCGUACGAUCGGAGCUUCUUUGAUAGGCUGAUUGCGAGAUAUCUUACGUACAUGAACACGGCUUUAUCGGUGAUCAACGAGGUGAGGAUGUGGGAAAUCGCCGGGCUGGUGUAUCAGGAUGACGAGCGGGCACGACUAGCAGCUCUUUCGAUGGGGUCGCAUAGCAGUAUGCCUCCGCCACCUCUUCCUUCCUCUCCCUCGGUGGACCGUAUGACAUUGUCGAGGCAUCGAUAUGUCGUCUUGAUGGCAUUGGCCAUUGCAUUGGCGUCGCUCGGUCGUUCACACAACUUCAGCCCGGAGCUUCGUAGACUCGGACAUCAGUACUGGGCUGAAGCUCAAGCGCUUCACCCCUUGAUAUUUCGAACCAGUGAUCUGGAUAAGCUGCGAGCUUCUCUUCUGCAGCUGCAGUACGCACUUCUCGUACCCACAGCCGGGAGCGUAUGGGAGCUGUCAGGUGCAGCCAUGCGUCUCGUCACGGAGCUCAACUUGCAAGUCGACCGCGAAUUUGAUACUGCCGCCAACGCCCCUUUUACGCAAGAAACAAUCGACCUUCGGCGUAGGCUAUUCUGGACCACUUACUGUCUGGAUCGGAGCCUGGCGGUGGCGCUCGCUAGACCACCUGGAUUGUCGGAUGCAUGGAUCCAUGUUCAGCAGCCUACUCUGCAACCGGACGCGGAGCUUGUGCGACCAGAUCGGAAAGAUGCGGCAUCGACCGAUGGUGGCAGGACAGACCCGCUGAAGGAAAUCUUCCGAUCGCACAUCAACCUUCGUCGUAUCCAAUCCGAAAUCCUCUGUCGCCUCCACAGCGUCAACCCACGCGAUUACUCACUCGACCACGAUGGGGUGAGCUCCACGCAGUCUCCACUAGAUCGGCCUUCUCUAGCUCUCGUCAUGGAAGUUGGACCGCCAACGCCGAACGUAGAGUGGCAGACUAGGAUGAUGGACAAGCUGGUCGAGUGGAGAUCCGAGUACGAUCGUAUUCGACUUGGACCAUUGACUUCGGACAGAUUGCAACAAAACGAAGGGAUCAGUUCCACGGCUACCCCGUUCAUCACGAGAGAUUGGAUCGAUCUCAAUCACAACCUCACCAUCUCAUUGUUGUUCCGUCCUUCUCCCAACAACCCUCGACCCGAUUCGUUUGGCUUGCAACAAGCAUUCAUGGCAUCCGGACGUGCGAUGAAGAUUUACAAGUCCAUGCACAGAAGCUCCACUAUCAAUUUCCCAUGGCUCGCCACUCAUCACCUCUUCAUUUCGGGACUGACCCAUCUUAACGCGCUUGAAAAGCUGACCCGGACAGGCGCGACGAGCCCGAGCCCAGUCGUCGAGGUGGUCUUCAACGUCCAAAGCUGUGCUUCUACGCUGGAAGCGCUGACGUCGAGGGAUGACGGGUAUGGGACAAAGAUCAGAGAGACGUUUGAUGCGGCUGCAUCGGCAGUGUUGAGGUCGGUGUUGGAACCGAACGCUAGGACAAGUGAGAUGGGGUUGGAUGUAGAAGAACUGAUUAGAGGCUCGCCGAGGCAUAGGAUGCGUUCGCCGCAUCGUCAUCAGGAUGCAUUGUUGGGAGUGGCGCAACAGCAGCAGCAGCAACAGCAUCAUCCUGGAUGGUUAUCGGACUCGACGUGGAACUCGAUGGGUGCGAUGGAAGCGGGUCCGCCGCCGGGCUCGACGAUCUUUGUCGCUGCUCCACCGAGGACUGCGCGAUUCGGGACCGGUCACAGCUUGGUUCCGACGUUGAGCGAGAGGACAACACAGACGGUCGGGACGAGACAACACAUGCAGGGAGCAUCGACGAUGGGCGCUUUGCAAACUACCGGUCACAGCUCGCCCCGAGGAUCUUUUGCGCUGCAAACGCCAUACAACCUCACAACUUCGACUCUCGCUUUCAACAACAGCGACGCAUUCAACGUCGGCGACGCUGCGAACAAUAACAGCCACAGCGCAACCUCAUCUGUGGAAACCUCGACGGCGGAGCGCACCUCGUCCACAUUCGGCUUUCACAACUGGCUACUGCAGCCGUACGAGGGAGGCUCGGAUCUGAGUCAAGCGCUUUCCUCGCACAGCAACGUCAACGGAGGUAACCCUUUCAACGGCGGUGGUGCGAAUGCAUUUCUGUUCAACUCUUCACCGUCGGCAUAUACAGGUGUCGAUAUGACCUACUCGGACGGCAUGACGCAGCAGCACGGCAGGGCGGACAUGGGAGGUGCCAAAGAGACAGCGGCAGACGCUUCCACACUGCUGGAUUUCUUCAACAUGCUGCCGUCCGGUUCGCCGCCUGCCGCAGCGGCUGGCAAGGUCUCGACCAACGGCAGUGCCAGGGGUUGA